GAGAGACCUCAAACCACGAUUUAGAAGCAGAACAAACAAAAAAACAAAAAAAAACAAAGGCAAAAAAAGAGUAAGAGAAGAUGGAGAAGCAGUUGGAUGAAACCGUGGAGACUGCUCAUGUGGAACGAGGCAUCCGAGAGUCAUCACCCGAGAAAAAGAAAGAAAAAUCCCAUAAACAUAGAGGAAUAUUCCACCUCCACCAUCACUCAAAAGAUGAGAAAGAGGAAGACAAGAAGAAAGAGGGAUCAAAGAGAGAGAAGAUAGCUGCAGCGAUGGUUGGUCUCGGAGCCACCCUCAAGAAGAUUAAGCCUAAGGGCCGCCAUGGAGGCGGUGGGAACCAGGAAGGAGGAGGAGAAGAGGAGGAGGAAGAAGAAGAAGAACAAGAAGAACAAGAGGAGGAAGAAGAAGAAGAAGAAGAAGAAGAAGAAGAAGGAGAUGAUGGUGGGGAUGAAGAAGGGGGAGGCAAGUUUAGUGCUUUCAUUUCCAUGAUCGCUGAAGCAUUUGAAGAAUAAGAUUCUAUCUUGUGUUCGUUUUGUUUGCAAAUUUUAAAAAUGUGAUGUUCAAUUACAAAAUGGAGAAACUUAAGUGUUCA
Messenger RNA from Raphanus sativus (radish), 592 nucleotides. RefSeq lists its product as uncharacterized. The record is from RefSeq and is a predicted model, not a curated record. Lineage: Eukaryota; Viridiplantae; Streptophyta; Magnoliopsida; Brassicales; Brassicaceae. The transcript has a single exon. The coding region runs from base 81 to 512 and encodes 143 amino acids.